This is a messenger RNA of Histoplasma mississippiense, 1950 nucleotides long. RefSeq lists its product with no specific name. The record is from RefSeq and is a predicted model, not a curated record. Gene Ontology annotation, biological process: DNA-templated transcription. The transcript has 4 exons. Lineage: Eukaryota; Fungi; Ascomycota; Eurotiomycetes; Onygenales; Ajellomycetaceae. Gene Ontology annotation, cellular component: RNA polymerase III complex. Gene Ontology annotation, molecular function: single-stranded DNA binding. The coding region runs from base 1 to 1950 and encodes 649 amino acids.
AUGUCUCAAUAUGCGGCAGAAUUGUGCAAGCUGUUGAUUACGGACAAUUUCGGGGAGCUAUAUGCUCCUCUGCCUCGCAUUGUCCAGAAUACACGUCUGUCCCCCCGACAAGUUCGACACGGCCUAGCUGUGCUUAUCCAGCAACGGCUCAUCUACCACUAUACAUCGCUGGACGAUGGUAUCGCGUACUAUGAAGCUAGCUGGAUGACUGCAUACAAUCUGGUACGGUCAGGCAGGAUUUUGCAAUUGGUGGAAGAGAAGCUCGGGAAAUAUGUUGCGAAGGUGCUGUCAACAAUCCUGUAUCAUGGCCAUGUGAGGAUCAGCUAUUUGGAAACUCUGCCUGAGCUACGACCUCAAGUCUCAAGUAAAGCGGGGAAACUCGUAGCUGCAAACGGUUUAAAUGGAAUCCAUAGCGAUGAGGAAGAGGAGGAGGAGGAUGCUCACGUUACGGACCAAGGGGAGCAGGAGGAAUAUGCAUCUGGAAGGCCGGAAAAUAGCGUCGAUAGCGAUUACGGCAAGCGCUCAGCCUCGCAACUUCAUCCUGCCCUACGUUCCCUUGCCGCCUACGGAUAUAUUAUGCGAGUGCGCGAUGCCCAUUUUCAGAGCCCGGCAGAUCUUGUAGAGGACGCUGAAAGGGCUGUCAGUUCUCGAUCUGACGUCCGUGGUCUAAAAGGGAAGAAAUUUCAAGAGGCCAUCGAUGCUGGAGUGGAGACAUAUAUUAAGGAGAAGACGGAUGGAACUAUUCCCCAAGGGCCACUGGCCGGCGCGCUACCCCGCGGCAUUAAGAGACGCGCAGGACAAUUGGCAACGAACUCGUCAAGCAAGAGGGUGAAGCUUGAACAUCUUCCGGAGGGCGACGAGGAUAUCGACGACGAUGAUUUUUACGGUGAUGACUAUGUAGAUGGUGAUAACACCUUAAUGGACCCCAACAUGAUCAUCAGUGUCAACUAUCAAAAGUUCGAAGUGGCAUUACGAAAUCGACGAUUAGCAAGAUUGGCUGAACAGUGCACUUCCAGAGUGACAUCUCAGGUCUAUGAGGCUCUCCUGGGGAGGAUUGAGCUUAAAACUCCCGCGUGCCGGAAACAGCCGGAGCGUGUUCCCGAAGGGGAGGAAAACGAGCAGUACUCCGUUGCCAUCCCACUACAUACCAUUUUGGAUGACAUAGACCCCGACUUAGACCUCUCAGAGUCUAUGGCUGGAGUGGACCCGGCCAACCUUCUUUCAAACGGACACAUGGGUCUCAACGGAGACGGCAAUGGCGAUGACGACGAUGACGAGAGCACUGGUGCGAGUACAGGUAUUUGGAAUCGCCGCAGGAACCGCGUCUACGAACUAGAACAACACCUCUCCCUCCUCGCCCAGGAGCCGAAUAUCUUCUCCACUCGCAGCAUGCAGUCCGGCAUGAUCACCUGGGCCGUUGAAUUCCGCCACCUCGCCCGCCGCCUCCGCCACCUCGAAAUCGAACGCAUCAUCGAAUCUCGUUUCGGCACAAUUGCCGUCCGUGUCAUCCGCGUCCUUGCCGCAAAGGGCAAACUGGACGAGAAGCGCCUGCAGGAAAUCAGCCUGAUGGCGUCCAAGGAACUUCGCCAGGUUCUGGCGCGUAUGGAGGCGGCUGGUUUCGUCGAUUUGCAGGAGGUCCCCCGCGAUGCGCAGCGGCAACCCUCGCGGACGAUGUAUCUCUGGUUCUUCGAUCUAGAUCGCGUUGCGAGGAUGGUGCUGGAAGAUACGUACAAGUGCAUGUCGCGCUGUCUGCAGCGGAUUGGCGUGGAGAGAAAUAAGCUGAAGCUCUUCCUGGAGAAGACGGAACGAACGGAUGUUAAGGGAAAUGAGGAGAAGUAUUUAUCGCCUGCUGAGCUGAAGACCUUGAAGGAGUGGCGGGAUAAAGAGGCUCUGUUACUGGGGGAAGUAGGGAGGUUGGAUGAGUUGGUUUCUGUUUUGAGAGACUAUUGA